Molecule: messenger RNA, 1284 nt
Organism: Acytostelium subglobosum LB1
Lineage: Eukaryota; Evosea; Eumycetozoa; Acytosteliales; Acytosteliaceae
Exons: 1
Coding region: 1-1284 (427 amino acids)
Source: RefSeq, a predicted model, not a curated record
AUGCUAGACCAGCAGCAACAAAUGCCAUGUACCAAGAUACUCUCGCCUGGCGCCAUGGUGGGCUCACCCCUGCCCCCACCCCCAUCCCUCCCUCUUCCUCUCCACAGCCACAGUCACAACAACAACAAUGACCAACUAAUCUCCAGUCCCAAUGUCCGCAUGUCUGAAGGCGGUGGUGGCGGCAACAACGACGAUGCAGAGCAAUACGCCAUUCCAACAAGGUACUCCUCGCGCGGUGUGCAACUUCGCGAGCAGAUGAUCAAGUAUGGUCUGAAGUUGUUUCGCAUGGAUGGCGAGGGCAAGUACAUCUGCUUCUUCCAGGGUUGCAGUCUGCACAUGAUCACCAACUUCUCGCGACACGUUGCCAAACACGAAAAGGUAGGAGACCAAAUCAAAUCAGAGUUGCUACAUUUGAGCAACUUCCAUCAAGGCUCCUCCUCGCCAACCAUCGUCGUGCCUCCUCCAUCAACGUCAUCAAAUGUAUCAACAACAACAACAACACUAUCACCAUCUGGACAUGGACAUGGACAACAUGUGCAUCACAGUGGCGCCGCUUCGCCAAUCCCCGUGCAUUCAAAGCACAAGGGAUUCGACGAGAGCAUUUCAUCGUCAUUCAACCAGUCUCAUACACCUCCGCGACACCAUCAACCACAGCAGCAACCUGGCCUCGAGCCAAACGAGGCUCUCGAGCGUCUACUACGAUUCACAAACUAUGGCGGUGGUGGUGUUGGUGGUGGCAGCGAGUCCUCCUCACUGACCACCUCAUCAUCGUCUUCGGCCACCGCAUCAUCAUUCGAUCUUGUAAAGUCACAGAGUGCCAAUACCAUUGGCAACACGACAACAACAGCUGCAAUGAACAUUGGCAUGGGCAGCAGUCACCCGUUGUCAAAGUCUGCACCAAUUCCAACGCCACCUUCAAUUUAUUCUGCUCAGCAACAGCAGCAGCAACAUCAUCACCAGCAACAGUUGCUGGUACAACAACAACAACAACAGCAACAACAACAGCGUAAGCUGUCCGCACCCAUUGCCACAAACAACAAUCUUUAUCAAUCUUCGUCUUCGUCUUCAUCUUCAUCAGCGGCAGCGGCAGCAGCAGCAGCGGCUACAAUGGCAAUGAUGGAUCAACAACCAAUCAUUGUACCACCUCCACAACAACAACAACAGGCGACAUCUCCACCAUCGCCAUCAUCACAACAACAGCAUCACAACAACUUCAAAAAGCCAUCGACUUCCAUCGAAGAUUCAGAGAUCCAAUGGGUCUUCAAGAAGAAGAUGCCCAAGUAG